Molecule: messenger RNA, 1124 nt
Organism: Parasteatoda tepidariorum (common house spider)
Lineage: Eukaryota; Metazoa; Arthropoda; Arachnida; Araneae; Theridiidae
Product: sn-1-specific diacylglycerol lipase ABHD11
Biological process (GO): lipid metabolic process
Molecular function (GO): carboxylic ester hydrolase activity
Source: RefSeq, a predicted model, not a curated record
UUUUUAUCAACCCGUUUGAUAUCUAUUGUUUUAUCUCGAGACAAUCACAUGUCGGUAGAAAGCUUCUCUAUCAAUAACACAAAUAGAAAUUAGUGGCAGUGUUAAAUACACGAAAAGCGAAAAUUUCCCGACGAAGACAUGGAGGACUUUAAACCUGUAAAUAUUGCCUAUAAUGUAUUUGAGCCAAGUAGUGGUGCAGAUGGCACAUUGUCCCCCAUUAUCUUCCUCCAUGGGAUCACAGCUUCAAAAGAAUACUGGAAUGAUAUACCUCAAAGAAUUGCAGAUAAAACCAAAAGAACGGCGUACACCUGUGAUGCAAGAAAUCAUGGAGAGAGCGAUUACAACGAUGAAUUUAGUUUUGAUCUGAAUAUUCAUGAUCUCCUUCACUUUAUGGACACUAAGAACAUUUCAAAGACUAUUCUAGUUGGACACAGCAUGGGAGGUGUGACGGCAAUUCAUGCAGCCCUGAAGAAACCUGAGAGAAUAGAGAAGAUUUUCGUGGAGGAUAUGUAUGUUAAGAGAUUUCCAAGAGCAUUCACAGAUGCUGGUUUACCUCUUCUAUGCAUGAGAAAAGAAAGUACUCAACACAUGCCGAAAGGAUUAAGUGAAAAAGACGCAAUGGAAUUUUCGAAUAAUUUUAUUAUCGAAAAGAUUCCAAAGGACAGUCCGUUAUAUUCAAAACUGGAUGACAUCCGUAAAUCUAGAGCAAGUUUCAGGAGAAACCCGGAUGGAAGUUUUGAGGUCAAUUACAACUUUGAUGUUAUUGCACGAGCUCUUAAAGACUAUGACACAUUAGCCAGCGAACCCGAAGGUCAUUAUGAUGGCCCAGCAUACUUUAUAUAUGGCCCAUUAUCCAUGUUUGCCGUAUACAAUGAGGAAGAAUCAAUCCGAAAGCAUUUUCCGAACGCUGAACUAAUUGGUAUUCCAGGUGCUGAUCAUAGUGUUCAUAUUGAAUUCCCUGACGAGUUUGUUGCAAGUGUUUUAAAAUAUCUGUGAUAAUAAAUGCUGCAUAACGAUUCAGUUCGUUGAGAGUGUUUUGAAAAUAUUUGUGAUACUAAAUGCUUCAAAACGAUUGAGUUUGUUGAAAGUGUUUUAAAAUACUUGUGAUAAUAAAAGCUUCAAAA